Molecule: messenger RNA, 861 nt
Organism: Nerophis lumbriciformis (worm pipefish)
Lineage: Eukaryota; Metazoa; Chordata; Actinopteri; Syngnathiformes; Syngnathidae
Source: RefSeq, a predicted model, not a curated record
AUGUCGGGCGCUGCUGGCGGAGGCUCCUCUUGUCUGGGCGCAGCAGCAGGAGCUAGCUGCAGCUCCGCCGGUGUUCACGCUGCGGCAUCCGGGGGAGGAGCAGGAGUGGCUGGGAGGCUACCUGCUCGGGUCCUGGAACACAUUUUCUCGUAUUUAGACCUGGCAGAUUUGACACGGUGUGCUUUGGUGUGCUGGCAUUGGAGCAACAUUCUGGCGGAUGAAAAUAGCGAGGUGUGGCGCAGCCUGGGUGCUCGAACUCUUAGUGAAGAAGCUCUGCGAUCUGACAUUCUGUGUAAUCUCCCGUCAUACAAGGGCAAGCUCAAAUCCUUCCAACACGCUCUGAGCUCCCAUGACUGCUCUCGCAAUGUGUACGUGAAGAAGAAUGGAUUCACCCUGCACCGCAACCCCAUCGCACAGAGCACAGAUGGAGCGCGGGGAAAGAUCGGCUUCACGGAAGGGCGACACGCUUGGGAGAUCUGGUGGGAAGGUCCUCUGGGCACAGUGGCAGUGAUCGGCAUCGCCACCAAGCGGGCGUCCAUGCAGUGCCAAGGCUAUGUGGCACUUCUGGGCAGUGAUGACCAGAGCUGGGGCUGGAACCUGGUUGACAACAACCUUCUCCACAAUGGGGAGGUGAACGGGAACUUUCCACAAUGUAACAAUGCGCCCAAAUAUCAGAUCGGAGAGAGGAUACGGGUGAUUCUCGACAUGGAUGAUAAGACAUUAGCCUUCGAGAGGGGUUUUGAGUUUUUGGGAGUUGCAUUUCGGGGACUCCCAAAGGCCUGCCUGUUCCCUGCUGUCUCCGCGGUCUACGGCAACACUGAGGUCACCAUGGUGUACUUGGGGAAGCCACUGGAUGGCUAG